Messenger RNA from Gigantopelta aegis, 6185 nucleotides. Its product is annotated as chromatin-remodeling ATPase INO80-like. Gene Ontology annotation, molecular function: histone binding; ATP binding; ATP hydrolysis activity. Gene Ontology annotation, biological process: DNA repair. The transcript is spliced from 37 exons. The record is from RefSeq and is a predicted model, not a curated record. Lineage: Eukaryota; Metazoa; Mollusca; Gastropoda; Neomphalida; Peltospiridae. Bases 175 to 4524 code for a protein of 1449 amino acids. Gene Ontology annotation, cellular component: Ino80 complex.
CCCCCAGCGUAGCGAGAGGGAAGUCAUGGUUUUAUUUGCGGCAACCAGCCAUAGCCCGAUAGUUGCCGCAGUGCUCAGAAAUCGCCAUUUUGGUAUCUGGCGUAUGCAGGGCUUUGAUCCGGAUGUUAUUAGACUUUGUAUUCGAAAAAUCUUUUUUGAGGAGAAGAAUGCACAAUGUCUACAGAGACGAGCUUGGAACAUAAUUAUGGUCAGCAGUUAGCAAGACCACUGCAUAUUCAGUCACUAGAACGAGCACUAGCAUUAGAACCACUUCUAGGAUAUGUGGAGAAUCUUUUGACUGAACCUGUUAAAGAGAGUGAUGUUGAAAGCACCGAUACAGAAGUUGAUGUAUUGAGGCCAUGUUUAAAAGAUGAAGAAGGAAACAAAAUUCUCAAUGGCAUAACCAUUACCAAAGCAGAAAGAAAAGCAGACAAAACGCGUCUAUUUAACUUCAGCAGAGUGAAGAGAAGUCGUAAAUGGCUAAAGAAUAUUUUGCUGAGUGACAGUUCAUCGGAUGAAGAUGAAGACAAACCCAUCACUAACGAUGAUUUUCAGAUGAUGUUACAGGUUCAUGAGUUCCAGAGAAAACAUCAGAAACACUUCUACCAAGAUCCUGUUCUUCGCCAGUAUCGGUACUACAGUACGGGUCUACUGUCAAACUAUGAUAAAUAUCCUGAACAUUUCAAAUCUGUUUCCGGUCCCAGGAAGAAAAUUUCCAAAGAACAGAAGAAGUUGGAAAAGAAAGUCAAAGCUAAAUUGAAGAAGCUGAAGAAGGAAAAGCUGUCAGAAAAUGGAGAUGACGAGAGUGUUGGGGAGAUUGAUCCAGCUUUACUGGAGGCUAUCAUACAACGACAGCAUCUGCUGGGUAGAGGAGGCAAGCACAGAAAGUUGACCCCUGAACAAGCUGAUGCCAAAAGAAAGAGGCUGUGGAUUAACAUUGCUAAGAAGGAAAUACCAAAGGCUCAAAAACAAAAGGCCUCUGCUAGGAAAGAAGCAAUGACUACAUUGAAGAAGGUGGCCACCCAGUGUAUGAAGGAAUGUCGUCGUGCUGCCUUGCAGUCGCAGAAGGUAAUGAAAGAAGUUCCCUCCCGAGCCAGGAGAUUGACAAGGGAAAUGCUGCUGUAUUGGAAACGGUUUGAGAAGGUUGAAAAAGAACAUCGUAGAAAAGUCGAGAAGGAAGCUUUGGAACAACGAAAAAUGGAUCUCGAACUGAGAGAGGCUCGUCGACAGCAGCGUAAAAUUAACUUUCUGAUCACGCAGACAGAAGUGUAUGCUCACUUUAUGGCUCGUAAGCUGACUGGAGAGAACGACUUGACACGAAACAAAAUUCUGGGCCAUCUUGAUGAAGACAUGUUAGCAGAGAUUCCUGGAGAUGAUUAUGAUUGUGAAGAAGUUAAGAUGUUGGCUUUGCGCAAUGCUGAAAAAGCAUACACAUCACACCAAAGAAAGACCAAUGCCUUUGAUGACAGCCAAACUGGUAGCUACAGUGGUUGUACUGAUGAUGAAGUGACCAGCGAGGAACGACCCCAGCCUAGCAUCUUCCAGGGAACACUGAAAGGAUACCAGCUGAAGGGUAUGAACUGGCUGGCAAAUCUCUACAACCAAGGCAUCAAUGGCAUUUUAGCAGAUGAGAUGGGUCUAGGUAAAACUAUCCAAAGUCUUGCAUUUCUUGCCCAUCUAGCAGAAUCUCAAAGCAUUUGGGGUCCAUUUCUAGUGAUCGCUCCAGCAUCUACUCUUCAUAACUGGCAACAAGAAAGUGCAAGAUUUGUCUCCAAGUUUAAAAUUGUCCCAUACUGGGGCAAUGCUCAAGACCGGCGGAUUCUGCGAAAGUUCUGGGACCAGCACUGCAUACAUACAGAGGAAGCUUCAUUCCACAUCGUUAUCACAAGCUACCAGCUGGUUAUCCAGGACGUGAAGUAUUUCCAACGCAUCAAAUGGCAAUACAUGAUCCUGGAUGAGGCUCAGGCACUCAAAAGCAGUUCUAGUGUUCGCUGGAAAAUCCUACUGGGGUUCAACUGUAGGAACAGAUUGCUACUGACGGGAACACCUAUUCAAAAUAGCAUGGCUGAGCUGUGGGCUCUUCUUCAUUUUAUUAUGCCAACACUUUUUGACUCCCAUGAUGAGUUCAAUGAAUGGUUUUCAAAAGAUAUUGAAAGUCAUGCCGAGAAGCAGUCUGGAAUCGAUGAAAACCAGCUAUCUCGACUUCAUAUGAUUUUGAAACCGUUCAUGUUGCGGAGAAUCAAGAAGGAUGUGGAGAAUGAGCUGUCUGAUAAGAUUGAGAUUCUUGUUUAUUGCCCCCUGACGACAAGACAGAAACGUCUGUACCAGGCAGUGAAGAACAAGAUCUCAAUAGAGGAUCUGCUUCAGACGGCACUGGCCAACAAUUCACAGGCUCAAACAACAACCAGCAGUCUCAUGAACCUUGUCAUGCAGUUCAGAAAGGUUUGCAACCAUCCUGAUCUGUUUGAGAGAAGAGAACCCCAUUCUGCAUUUUUCAUGAAUCUUGAGCCAUAUAUUGUGCCCAAACACAUUUACCGAAAUGGUAUACUCAGUAGUGCUGUGCCAAGCAAGGCCAAAAUUGUUUAUAAUAUGCUGUACAUACAUUCUCCUGAUCACGUGCAUCGUUCAUUGUUCCCUCGGAGUCAUUCUGAUUCACAUGUAGAUAGUUGUUUCUCAUUCCUUCGUUUCAUCAACAUAUCCCCCGCUGACCUGUAUGCAUACAUGGGAGGUCUGCUUGCUAGAUGGUUGGCUGUCUUUCUGAGGUUGAAAGAAGCAUACAGGAUACAUCACAAUGAAUUCUGGCAUGGCCAUUUGAACAGCAGAUGGUCAGCGUGUAGAAAACUGCUCCUCCAGCCACUGCAUGUCACAUCAUUCCCAAACAUCGACAGUUCUCCCAAUCUACACAAGCUGAUCUUCACGAGCUACACAUCGGAUGUGGUAUCUCACGAGAGUCACGUGAUACACUACAUGAAAGAAACCACUAGUCACCAGCUGAUCCGCCUCAAACACCUGCGACAGGUGGCGCUCCUUAAACGAGCUCAGAUGAGUCCCCCGCAGUCGCCAACCAAGUUUUCUCCAAAGAAAAGUCCCGCAAUAGAAGACAUUUCACUACCCAUCCACCCCCACAAGAGGAGACCACCCCGAGUGAUGCACCUUCAGCCUACGUGUUUGCCAACCUUUGUUAUCAAUAUAUGUCGUGGAGUGCGAGCCCCUCCUCUGAAACAUUACACCUGUGAUCGAAGUGCUGCAUGGACCACAAUGAAGGAAAAACUCUGUGGCUCACUGGAGGCGAGGAAUUCGCUUCUGUUUGGCACUCAGGAGAUUGCCAAUCAUGCACGGUGGGCAUCCUUGUGUUUCACGCCGCCAUUAUUGGGAGGUCUGGCAGCCCACAGUCCUAAACACGGCUUUUCGGGAGUCUCCAUUCCAGAUAAGGAGAGCCUGGUAUCUGAUGCUGGAAAGUUGUCUGUGUUGGACAGCCUUCUUCAACGACUGAAAAAUGAAGGUCACCGAAUUCUCAUCUACUCCCAAAUGACAAGAAUGAUAGAUCUGUUGGAGGAAUACAUGUGGCACAGAAAACACACGUACAUGAGACUCGAUGGCUCAUCUAAGAUUUCUGAUCGCAGAGACAUGGUUGCCGACUUCCAGACGAGAUCAGACAUCUUUGUUUUCCUCCUUAGUACCAGAGCAGGUGGACUUGGGAUUAAUCUAACUGCUGCAGACACGGUUAUCUUCUACGACAGUGACUGGAACCCGACUGUGGACCAGCAGGCAAUGGACCGUGCUCACCGUCUUGGCCAGACCAAGCAGGUCACAGUGUACAGACUGAUCUGUAAGGGGACCAUCGAAGAACGUAUACUGCAGCGGGCCAAGGAGAAGAGUGAGAUCCAAAGAAUGGUAAUAUCAGGAGGAAACUUCCGCCCAGACACGCUCAAGCCAAAGGAAGUUGUGUCUCUCCUCAUUGACGAUGAUGAAAUGGAAACUAAAUUGAAGUUCCGACAGGAUGAAAAAAGAAAGGAUGGAAACAAGGAAGAAAGAAAAAGGAAACGUGAAUAUAAGAAACGAGAGGGGAAGAAGUCGAAAAUUGGUGAAUCAAACAUAACAAUACCUGCCCCAGACACAGAAUCUGUUGCCAGCCACGACUCGUACUCUGUCCCAGCCAGUCCUCAGAGUGUGAUGUCGUUUGGGAGCGAGGCGCUGGUAUUCGGAGCUCAAGAGGACAGUAGCAAUGAUGGCGGACUUGUUAUUGUUGAUGAUGCUCACAACACAUUCCCACCUGUCACAUCAACGCCCAAAUCUCAGGGAAAGCGAGGUCGAAGUAGAGGGCGACCGCGCGGUACCGGUGUAGGGAGGCGGCCCCGGGGGAGGGGCUCGAAGAAGUUGCUGAGUGCUGCAGAGAUACAUGGUGCUCAGGCCGGGAUGAACGCAGCAUAUGCAGCCUACGGUUACAGUUUGCCUUCAGGAUCCAUCGAUUCUCCUUGCCAAUCAGGUUCCUUGCCGACAUCUGGCAGAAACACACCAACGUGAAACUCCACCAUUUAUUGACAAAGUUUUCAACAGUGGAUAGCAUAAAGAGGAUGAAAAUAAACUCAAUAUUUCAUCAACUUGUGUGGAUGUUUGCAUCUUGCUGUUUUGUAACUGUGUGUGAUUCAAAUGAGGUGCUGUGUCAUUACAGAGUAGCAAGGAAUUGUUUGUGAUACGCAUGUUUUUUUACCUCCAAGGGACUAAAAGUUGACUGUGAACAACACUGGAUAAACAUGACAGUUGAUUAACAUUUCUGUACAUACACUGAUGUUUGAUAAAGAAGUACAUACAAUAUGAACAUGACAGUCCAUCAACAUAUAUAUUUAGAUUUAUAAAAAUGUGUGCUUUUGAACCUUUGACUUUUUAUAUGUGUGAAUUCAUGCAAUAGAUCAUUGAAAACCCUUACAAUUCCAUUGGGAAUAAUUGUUUUGCAGUGAUGCCUAAUAGUGUAACAUUAGUAUGACUCGGGCUUCAUAUUUAGGCUUAAGAAAGUUUUCAGUAAAAUAGUACUGAUAUGAUUGUGUGACCAAUGUUUGAAUUUUCCUAUGCACAUACUGUCUUGUCUGAGGUCCACACCUCACUAUGUCCAUGACAUGCUUGCCAAAUCCAGAUGAACAAUGCAGGCAGAUUAAAGAGAAAACUGGUGCAAUUAUGUUUUACGUGUCUUAAAGGUCUAUCCUCAGUUUUCGGCGAUUGUUAAGGUGAUGUCAACCAACAGAGAGUUUUUAAGGACGAUAAUUAUAUAUUAAAUGUAUUUUUUAAAAUAAACUAUUAGUGGAUGUAUAUUAAACAUGUUUCUAAUUGUCCCAGUGUUUGCACUAGGUCAAACUUUAUUUUAUUUCCUAAUAUAUAUUUAUUCGUAUGUGCGAAAUUAUUGGGAUACCAAAUCCAGUUUGGGCUACUUACAAAUAUUAGGACGAUCAAAAAUACUAUGGGCAGAAUUUACAAAACCUGUUUUAGACUUACACAUGUGUAACUACGUACAUUUACUAUGCUUGAACAUAGAAAAAUGGGCUUCGUAAAUUUGCCCCAUUGAAUAUACAGAUAAUGAAAUUCUAUACAAUGAAUUUUUUUAAUUUAAUAUGUAAAUACUAGUCGUUAAAAUAUUUUAUUAGUUGAAAACAUCUUACAAUGCAUCGAACUCAGGGCAGUCCUUUUGCUGAUGAUGGCAGAUAAAAGUCUGCAUUGCUCAUCUACAAAGUAAUUUAAAUGUGUAAGUGGUAAUGAAUUUGGUGAUGGACGCUGAAGACUGAUUUCUGUGUCGAACAAAUAUGCACUACUUUGUGGGUUGUGUUGGUUAUUAUCAGAUAUCUUUGUCAUAAUACACAAACGUAGUUUGGAUUGUUCUUUAGCAAUGGAUGUCGGACAAUAAUGAACUAUGCCUUUACAAAUACAUCCACACACACCACCCCUAUAUUUUUGGACCUAAAUAAUUGUAUAUAAAGUCAGUUGUAUGUCCAAGUUAAAUUCCACAAGUUGUACAAGUGCUAUAUGUAUAUUUUUUUUAAUCGCUGAAUUUUAUACAGUAAUAACAAUAGAUGGCUAAUUAGACAGGAAUGUUGGAAAUUGACAUUUCAUUAAUAAUAUGACUUAUUCUUUGUUAAUUUAAAAACAUUUUUAUUAUGUCAUCUUGUGGUCAAGGUAAUAAAUUUUGUUUUAAUAAA